AUGACGGCCAAACUUCGGCAACAUUCUCUUUCCAAUGUAAGUUAAUAAAUUCACCUUGGCCAUGUUCGUUGAUUAGUGAUCUCCCGACUGCUUUUUAUUUGUUAAAAAGGUCUCGCGAGAGCUGCCGGAGUAAUGUUACCGGAUGUUUCAGCUGGUGCAUGAUUGCAACGUGAAUUUGGCGGGUUUUCGGAGCGUCAUUCAGGGGAUUGGAACUCCUUCUGACAGCUCAAAUCUCAGGAAAGAAGUGGAUAUCAGCAUCAAGACUUGUAUGAAAACGUAUGAGGCGACUAAAAGUUGUGUGUUGCCUCAACUGAAACAUGAAGGUAAUAAAUAUAUUUUUAUCAGUUUGGUUUUGUUUUAGGUACCGAAUUUAACAAAUAUGCUUCGCAGUUCAUUGGCUGUGUUUCUGCUUGUGUCAACGAAAUGAAAAGAUGCGAAGCGUUAGAGAAAACAUUCCCUCAAGCGGACGGACCUUCCUCUCCACUCGCCACACCUUAUAUCCCAGAGUUGGAGGAGAUUCUGGAAAGUCUCGAGAAUCUGAUCACAGUCCAUUAUUCAACCAGUGAAUCGUCCCCCGACACAAAAGUAACGCCUCGCCGACGACGAGGCGGUACCUGCCGUCCACAAUGCAUGUGUUCUAAGCUUAAGACGAGCUACGCAUAA
Messenger RNA from Bursaphelenchus xylophilus (pine wood nematode), 663 nucleotides. Lineage: Eukaryota; Metazoa; Nematoda; Chromadorea; Rhabditida; Aphelenchoididae. The record is from the annotation of a GenBank genome assembly.